UCUACGUCACAGUAUACGCGGUGUACACAGUAGAACAUUGUGUACAGUUUAAAAAAUGGGGAAAGCUGAUUUUUUCAGUCCUAAAGCCAUUAGUAAUCGGAUUAAAGCGAAAGGGCUGCAGAAGUUACGGUGGUUCUGCCAAAUGUGUGAGAAACAGUGUCGAGAUGAAAAUGGGUUUAGAUGCCACUGCAUGAGUGAGUCUCAUCAGAGGCGGUUAUUGCUGGUCUCGGAAAAUCCCAAAUUUAUGGACUACUUUUCAGACGAGUUCAAGAACGACUUUUUGGAGCUGCUAAGAAGACGUUUUGGAACAAAACGAGUUCACAACAAUAUUGUGUAUAAUGAGUACAUCAGUAAUCGGGAACACGUUCACAUGAACUCGACUCAGUGGGAGACUCUUACAGAAUUUACCAAAUGGCUGGGGAGAGAAGGUUUUUGUAAAGUGGACGAAACGCCCAAAGGCUGGUACGUUCAGUACAUUGAUCGUGACCUGGAAACGAUCCGCAAUCUGAAGAAAGAGCUGAAGAGAAAGAAGAAGCAGGCUCUGGAUGAUGAAGAGCGAAGGGCCAAGUUCAUUGAACAACAAGUGCGACGAGGCAGAGAGGGCAAAGAGCCGGAGAAGGAGCCUGUUUUUACUAAACGAAAAAGGGGUAAUGAAGAGAAAAUUUCCUUCAAAUUGGCUGCCAGAUCUUCAUCCUCAGGCCCAGCCAAAGAAAGCACAUCUAUGGUUUCCAAUGCCCUUAAAUCAUCAGCAUCUGGCAAAAGAAAAGACAUCUCUCACAGCGCCGACUCCAAGGAGAAGAAGAAGAAAUCGGCUCUUGACGAGAUCAUGGAGAUGGAGGCGAAGGAAAAGAAAUCCGUGAAGUUGGACAACUGGAUUCGGCCAGACAAGGUGGUCAAGGUCGUCACCAAGAGUCUGGGAGACAAGUACUACAAGAAGAAAGCUGUCAUUCGGGUCAGUCAGCGCUCUGACCAUCCCAUACAUCUGUGAUUUAUAUUUUUUGAAGCGAGUUCAAGAACGACUUUUUGGAGCUGCUAAGAUGAUGUUUUGGUUUGAUUUCACUUAAAAUUAAUCAUAAAUACUGUAAAUUAGUUAUUUUAAUUGUAUUUACAGUUCAUGGCAAUUGUUUUAGUACAGUAUGCAAUCUCAAUAACUGUUUUUAUUCUUGAAGGAAAAAAACGAGUUCACACCAAUAUCGUGUAUAAUGAGUACAUCAGUAAUCGGGAACACGUUCACAUGAACUCGACUCAGUGGGAGACUCUUACAGAAUUGACCAAAUGGCUGGGGAGAGAAGGUUUAAUACACAGCUAUAGUCAAGCUGAUCGACUCAGGAGACAAAAGCCCAAAGCCACCUGGAGACAGUGAUUCCAGCACCGGGUAACAUAUCAUCAUUCCACAGCUGGGGCCAAAACAUGUCUUAAAACAGUGAAUAUCGUAUUACAAACUAAAAAUUUUUUUGGUUCAAACUUUUUAUUGUAGUCGUCAUCAUGACAGAUAUAAAUUUAAGCGAUUGUCCAUCCAAUAUAAACAUGCAAAAAACAAUAAAGCAAGCAUCAAGUACAAUCAAACAAGAACCAACAACCACAACCAUUGAAAAAAAAAAAAUAGAAUAAAAAAUAUAUAUAAUAAUAUAUAUAUAAUAUAAAAUUAAUAAUAAAAAUAUAUAAAAAGUAAAAAAAUUACACUAAGCAGAAGGCAGAAAAUUGAGAGAUUUAAAAUAUGAAAUAAAAGAUUGCCAUUUUUUAAGAAAGCAACUACUCCCAGAGCAUCUAAUCUUUUCUAGUUUAAGAAAGAACAUGGUAUCUACAAGCCAUUGAGACGCAGUAGGAGACUUAGCAGAUUUCCAGUGGAUCGGAAUACGGCGCCUAGCCAUUAAAAAGGUAAAUGCCAAAAUAUCGAGUUGUUUGGAACUAAACUGAGACCAGACCCGUGGAACCCCAAAAAUUGCAAUAGCAAGGCAAACAUCAAUACCAACCCGGAGCACCUUGGACAUCACUGUAAAACAGUUAAUCCAGUAAGCUUGCAGCUUAUAACAAGUGAAAAACAUGUGACUUAGAUUGCACUGAGAUGCUUGACAUCUGUCCUCUACAGUCGAAUAUAUUGCAGCCUUAGAGAAAUGAAUUCUGUGUAGUACUUUAAACUGUAUAGGGCUCAGACGAGCACAUUGAAAGAACCGAAACAGAUGGAAAUCAGCAGAUAAUUGCAAAAGGUACCUUCUUUAUAUAGGUCUUGAAAGCAUCUAAUGCCUUUUCUGUACCAUUGCUUAAAAACAGGGUCAUUAUAAUAGAUGGUGGAAACAUGCGAUUGUCCUGUAACGGCAUUAAUGCUGAGGCAGAGAUAAAUUUGAAGUGUCGCCUGAAGUAACGUUACAAGAUAGGGGUGAAGUAAGCAAUGCCAAUAAUGAGGUGGAUACGAGGCCGAGAGGGCAAAGAGCCGGAGAAGGAGCCUGUAUUUACUGAACUGAAACAGGAUAAUGAAGAAGAGAAAGUUGCCUUCACCUUGGCUGCUGGCUCUUUCUCUUCAGGCCCAGCCAAAGCAAGCACAUCUCUGGUUGAAAAGAAGACACCUCUCACAGCGCCCACUCCAAGGAGGAAAAGAGAAACUUUUGGCCAGUCAAUUUUGAGAAUUACAUAAAUAUUGGAAAUUGGAAAAGUUGCUGCUUAAGUUUUAGCAAUUUGCAUAUACUUCGGAAUGUUAUGAAGAUUGAUCAGAUAAAUUGCAUAGUCCUUCUUUGCCAUGAAAAUUAACUUAAUCCCAAAAAAACUGCAGUUCAUUGCCACUGCAGUUCAUUGCUGUCAUUAAAGGACCUGCUGAGAACAUUUCAGUAAUCGUCUUGUUAACUCAGGUGACAAUGUUGACGAGCACAAGGCUGGAGAUCAUUAUGUCAGGCUGAUUGGGUUAGAAUGGCAGACUUGACAUGUUAAAAGGAGGGUGGUGCUUGAAAUCAUUGUUCUUCCAUUGUUAACCAUAGUGACCUGCAAAAAAACUCGUGCAGCCACCAUUGCGUUGCAUAAAAAUGGCUUCACAGGCAAGGACAUUGUGGCUACUAAGAUUGCACCUAAAUCAACAAUUUAUAGGAUCGUCCAGAACUUCAAGGAAGGAGGUUCAAUUGUUGUUAAUAAGGCUUCAGGGCGUCCAAGAAAGUCCAGCAAGCGCCAGGAUCGUCUCCUAAAGAGGAUUCAGCUGCGGGAUCGGAGUGCCACCAGUGCAGAGCAUGCGGUGUGAACGCAUCUGCACGCACAGUAAGGCGAAGACUUUUGGAAGAUGGCCUGGUGUCAAGAAGCAAAGAAGCCACUUCUCUCCAAAAAAAAAAACAUCAGGGACAGAUUGAUCUUCUGCAGAAAGUAUGGUGAAUGGACUGCUGAGGACUGGGGCAAAGUCAUAUUCUCCGAUGAAGUCUCUUUCCGAUUGUUUGGGGCAUCUAGAAAAAGGCUUGUCCGGAGAAGGAAAGGUGAGCGCUACCAUGAGUCCUGUGUCAUGCCAACAGUAAAGCAUCCAGAGACCAUUCAUGUGUGGGGUUGCUUCUCAUCCAUGGGAGUGGGCUCACUCACAAUUUUGCCCCAAAACACAGCCCUAAAUAAGGAAUGGUACCAAAGCAAGUUUAUUUGUAUAGCACAUUUCAUACACAAUGGUAAUUCAAAGUGCUUUACAUAGAAAAAAAGAAAAAUCAUAAAAUGAAAUUAAAGAUAAUGGCAAUGAAACUUUUUAACGAAAACUUUUAAAGUUUAUUUAAAAUAAAAAAAAAAGUUUGCAAUAAAUUUUAAACUAAUUUAAAUGUAAUUUAAGAUGACCAAAACACCCUCCAACAGCAACUUCUUCCAACAAUCCAACAACAGUUUGGUGAAGAACAAUGCAUUUUCCAGCACGAUGGAGCACCGUGCCAUAAGGCAAAAGUGAUAACUAAGUGGCUCGGGGACCAAAACGUUGAAAUUUUGGGUCCAUGGCCUGGAAACUCCCCAGAUCUUAAUCCAAUUGAGAACUUGUGGUCAAUCCUCAAGAGGCGGGUGGACAAACAAAACCCCAUUAAUUCUGACAAACUCCAAGCAGUGAUUAUGAAAGAAGGGGUUGCUAUCAGUCAGGAUUUGGCCCAGAAGUUGAUUGAGAGCAUGCCCAGUCGAAUUGCAGAGGUCAUGAAAAAGAAGGGUCAACACUGCAAAUACUGACUAUUUGCAUAAAUUUCAUGUAAUUGUCGAUAAAAGCCUUUGAAACGUAUGAAGUAUUUGUAAUUAUAUUUCAGUACAUUACAUAAACAACUGAAACAAAUAUCAAAAAGCAGUUUAGCAGCAAACAUUGUGAAAACUAAUAUCUGUGUCAUUCUCAACUUUUGGCCACAACUGUAGAGUUCAAGUUCAAGUAGGCUUUAUUGUCACUUCAACCAUAUACAGUUAGUACACAGUGAAAAGAUACAACGUUCCUCCAGGACCAAGGUGCUACAUGCAACAUAAAUUAACAGAAAAACUAAACUAGCUAACUAAGAGGCCUAGUUAGCUGACUAGCAGAGACAAGACAGAUUGACCUAACAUAAAUUAACAAAAACUAACUAGCUAAGGAAGACUAUCUACAGGGUUUUUACAGACAAUAUAAAGUGCACGUGCAAAUGUGCAAACGAAAGCAACAAAAUGACAGCGCAACAACAUAACAUAAUAAUGUGUUGAGGUGAUGAGGUAGUGGAAAAACAGUAAACAUUCCUUAACUUAACAGCAAGAAUUAAGAAGUUAGUGCAAAAAGUAGUCCAGUAAUGAAUAUUGUGCAAAAGAGCAUUUACAGGUUGGUAAGUACGAUAGUUUGGUGGUGUAGGUCAGUGUGUUUGCACUUUGUGUUGAUUAGUCAGUCCAGUCUCAAUGCUUUGAGGUAAUCGAGUUAAGCUGAGUGAUAAUGUUUGUGUGUGUGUGUUUGUGAGUGUUUAUCAGUCCAGACCCUUUUUGUUGAGAAGACGGAUAGCUUGUGGAAAAAAACUGUUGCACAGUCUGGAUGUGUGUGCCCGAAUGCUUCGGUACCUUUUUCCAGAUGGCAGGAGUGAAGAAGAGUGUGAGAGGGACGUGUACGAUUAGCCACAAUGCUGGUGGCUUUGCGGAUGCAGCGUGUGGUGUAGAUGUCCUCAAUAGAGGAUAGUGAGACCCCGAUGAUCUUCUCUGCUGUUCUCACUAUCCGCUGUAGGGUCUUGUGGUCCGAUAUGGCACAAUUCCCAAACCAGACAGUGAUACAGCCGCUCAGGAUGCUCUCGAUAGUUCCUCUAUAGAAGGUGGUCAGGAUCGGUGGUGGAAGCUGGGCCUUCCUCAGUCUUUUCAGAAAGAAGAGACGCUGGGCGGUAUGACCAAAAAUUUAUAUCACAGUAUUUUUCUAAAUUAUAUCCAUGUCACGGUAUUUGAUGGUAUUUUUUUUUUCCAUGCAUGAUUAGGUGUUAACCCAUUUUCCUAAUAAAUUAGAUAAUUACCGCAGUAUAUUGGCUUACAUUGACCGGACUAGUAUUAACCCAGGUUUGAUUGGUCUCACAAAAUGCUGCUGUUUACAAAGAGGUGACAGUGGCACUCAUAAUUGUAAUGACGUGAAAUCAGAAUUCAUGACUUGCAGUCAAAAUACACAACACUUUUUUGUGCAAGUUUUGCAACUUGAAAACAUCUUUAAGUUGGCUACAAUGUAAACAAGCAGUCCCCUUAGUAAACGCGUCUUUGAGUGCCGUCUGAGUCGCGUUUUGUGUUGUAGUGCCAACUUUAUCGUUACCUGCAGAUGUGGAAGAGGAUGCAGAUAUUAGUUUCUUCCCCUUUUAAAAAAAUGUCCCGCUGCGGGAUGUUCCACUGCUCCGUGUUCCCGACGCUUUGUACGCACACACUCACUGGUAUUGAGGUAUAUGAAAAAUUAAUAUCAUUUUUUAAAAAAAGGUUUACCUUUUCGGUAUGAAAAGGUAAACCGCCCAGCCCUAGUUUCUUCUAUACAGUUCUCAUGUGUAAGGCAAUUUUAAUUAAACUAGGGCUGCAACAACUAUUUGAUGGCAACGAAUUUCAUAAUCGAUUCGUUGUGAUGCGGACACAUUUGAUUAUAAAAAAAAUAAAAACUUUAGCGGAGUAAACACACUUGGUCUCAAGCACUGAUGCUAGCAGAGUUCGGCGCCUCAUAAACAGGGCGGAGCAAAGAAAAAAAUACGAGCGGAGAUAGAGUAAAGAGACAUAGCGAAGGCUGCUGGGUCUUAGUGCUCGUCUUUUACUGGUAUAAUCAACAUCCGUGCACGCGUGUACUGUUUACUAUAACACUGUAACCACGCGUGCGCGCGUAAAACAUAUUUUAUUUUGUGUCUGUAUGCGUGUGUGUGUGCAGUGCGCGUGUAAAGUAAAAGCAAGUCUCAUGAGGGACGUUAAAAAUCCAUGUUCUCUCUCUGCUCAAGGCUUAGCCUGCUCCUUGGCUGCUUACGUGCGUGCGCAGGCGUCAUUGGACGCCGUGCCUCACACACACAGACCCCUCCUACUUUCACCUUCACAGACACACACUCUCUCUGCUUUACACAAACACUGCUCUGUCGAGAUUCUUUUCAAAGGUAAAGUGCAGGUUAAUUUGUUUUAUUUUUACUUUACAGCAGCGAUUCUUUUAGUGUGUUUUUUAAAAAUUAAAUUUGGUUUUCGAGUGUUUUGGAAUACGAGCCGCUUCCGGAACUAAUUAUCCAAGGUUCCACUAUAUCUAUUUGGCAGAUGUAAAGCAUACAUGUCCAUGUUUUUUGUGUUAAUCCAUUUUUAUUUUAUUUGAUACAGCUCAAGGAGCAACAUGUUUGUGCAUUUUCUAAAGGUUUUUGUCCUGUUUUUGAAUAAAGGGUUGGAAAUGAA
Molecule: messenger RNA, 6810 nt
Organism: Clarias gariepinus (North African catfish)
Lineage: Eukaryota; Metazoa; Chordata; Actinopteri; Siluriformes; Clariidae
Product: DNA/RNA-binding protein KIN17-like
Exons: 3
Coding region: 56-988 (310 amino acids)
Biological process (GO): DNA replication; DNA damage response
Cellular component (GO): nucleus
Molecular function (GO): double-stranded DNA binding
Source: RefSeq, a predicted model, not a curated record